Drosophila kikkawai is the source of this 799-nucleotide messenger RNA. The record is from RefSeq and is a predicted model, not a curated record. NCBI's taxonomy places the organism in Eukaryota, Metazoa, Arthropoda, Insecta, Diptera, Drosophilidae.
UAGUCCUAUCGUCAGGGGCUCGUGAAAUUCUCGGCAGUUGAAAAUUUUUCGUCGUACUCUCAGAACAACAAAGUCUAUAUGCAAUUUUUCAUGUCCAAAAACAAAAGCAGCGACAAGUCGUCAGACAGCAGCAACAUGUCCGCCUACAAGCUGGAGACCGCCCCCUUCGAUCCGCGUUUCCCCAACCAGAACGUGACCCGCUACUGCUACCAGUCGUACAUCGACUUCCAUCGCUGCCAAAAGAAGCGCGGCGAGGACUUUGCUCCCUGCAACUACUUCCAGAAGGUGUACAAGUCCAUGUGCCCCAAUGCCUGGGUGGAGAAGUGGGACGAUCAGCGCGAGAGCGGCACAUUCCCAGGCCGCAUCUAAGUACGGUCCGGCCACCUCAUCCAAAUAACCCGAACCAGACACAGAAGCAUACGCAAUGAAGCAACACGAUCGAUAGAUAAUGGACGUAGAGCAGCGCGGAGGAGGGGAAGGAGGAGGAGGAGGACAGGAGGUUGUCGUCGUCGUCAUCGUCUAGCAUCCCCCAACCAGGAUCCCGGCGAUUGCAACAUUUACUAGAGAGAAUAGUUUCAUGUUUGUGCUUUCCCGAGCGGUGAAUGAAGACCAUCAUCGACAAAUACAAAAAAACAAAACAAAUACACAAUUGUUCAAUUCUGUGAAUUCUGAAUCGAAUCCUUGUUUCUUCUUAAUCCCGAUCUGAAUCAUGUUGUUGCCGGCCGUUGUUGUUGAGCACGUGGACCUGGAACUGUAUUCCGAUGUGUUAUUAAUUAAUAAAAACUUAGUCACGAACGAA